GCUGCUGCCGCCAGUGCUGCUGCCGCCGCCUCUGUGCCCGCGCCCCGGAGAUGUCCUUCCCCCAGCUGGGCUACCCGCAGUAUCUCAGCGCCAGCCAGGCGGUGUACGGGAGCGACCGGCCCGGGGUGCUGGCCGCCGCCGCCGCAGCCGCCGCCGCCGCCGCUGCCGCCUCGGGCCGGCCCGCGGGCGCCGAGCUGGGCAGCGGCUCGGCCGCUGUCACCUCGGUGCUGGGCAUGUACGCCAGCCCCUACAGCGCCCCCAACUACAGCGCCUUCCUGCCCUACACCGCCGACCUCGGCCUCUUCUCCCAAAUGGGCUCCCAGUACGAGCUGAAAGAUAAUCCGGGUGUCCACCCUGCUACCUUUGCUGCCCACACUGCCCCCGCCUAUUAUCCCUACGGACAAUUCCAAUACGGGGACCCGGGGCGGCCCAAAAAUGCCACCCGGGAGAGCACCAGCACGCUGAAGGCCUGGCUCAACGAGCACCGCAAGAACCCCUACCCCACCAAGGGCGAGAAGAUCAUGCUGGCCAUCAUCACCAAGAUGACCCUCACCCAGGUCUCCACCUGGUUCGCCAACGCCCGCCGGCGGCUCAAGAAGGAGAACAAGGUGACCUGGGGCUCCAGGAGUAAGGACCAAGAAGAUGCAAAUCUCUUUGGGAGUGACAAUGAGGGGGACCCCGAGAAGAAUGAAGAUGAUGAGGAAAUUGACCUGGAGAGCAUAGAUAUAGAUAAAAUUGAUGAGAAUGAUGGGGAGCAGAGCAAUGAGGAAGAGGAGGAGAAGCCUGAGCUCCUGAGACAAAGCAGCGAAGAGGAGCACUUGGAAAAGGAGAAGGAUUUGGCACUGUCAGGGUCUGAAGGGCUGAAACCCAAAGACACGCUGGCCAUGGUGAAGGAGGCCUCUGACAAUAGCACGAGAAUCAUCAGUCCUGGGGGACCGAACAAUUUACAGAUGCCAUCUCACAGCAAACCCAAGAUUUGGUCUUUGGCAGAGACAGCAACGAGUCCUGAUGGUGCCCUGAAAUCUUCUCCUCCUCCGCCCCCUCCUCCCCAGGUUAACCACACUUCUCCUCAGAUUCAGCACCCCGCUUUUCUCCCUAGCCAUGGACUCUACACAUGCCAGAUUGGCAAAUUUCACAACUGGACAAAUGGGGCUUUCCUCACUCAGAGUUCCCUUCUAAAUGUGAGGUCCUUUUUGGGAGUAAAUCACCACCAUGCUGCUCAUCACAAUCACCACCUCCAGGCCCAGCAACAAUCUUCUGUUUUAACAGCAACCCUGGGAGCGCUAAGCAGCGACAAACCUUCAGAGAGGACCAGUCCCAAACACAUAGAAAGAGAAAAUGUACCAAGAACUGACUCCCCACCCCAGCCGCUAAAAUCGCCCUUCCAGCCUGUCCGUGACAACUCUUUGGCUCAGCAAGAGGGAACGCCGAGAAUUUUAACAGCUCUCCCUUCUGCUUGAUUAAAUGAUUUGGUGAAAAAAUAUUACAGAGACUGGUAUUAAGGACAGAGAGAGUGAAAAAAAAGGAAACGGUAUAAACGACUCCCAUCAAUCUCUUUUUGCAAUAAGGUGGUGCAAAUCCAUAAAAGCAUUACACAAAUCUGUAGAUGGAUCCCCUUCCUCAUUGUACCAUUUCAGAUCGUGUUAUUCUAACCAUUCUUGGAUUAUUUGUUUGGUAAAUGUUUCCCAUGUGUUUGUGGUUUUCUUUUUUCUGUAUAUAGAGUGAUUUCAGAUUGUAAAUAACACGUCAGCAAAACUUGUCUAAAUCAUAUAUUUUUGUCUAAUAAA
Zonotrichia leucophrys gambelii is the source of this 1787-nucleotide messenger RNA. RefSeq names its product iroquois homeobox 1 (gene IRX1). Gene Ontology annotation, cellular component: nucleus. Gene Ontology annotation, biological process: neuron differentiation; regulation of transcription by RNA polymerase II; cell development. Bases 51 to 1460 code for a protein of 469 amino acids. Gene Ontology annotation, molecular function: DNA-binding transcription factor activity, RNA polymerase II-specific; RNA polymerase II cis-regulatory region sequence-specific DNA binding. Lineage: Eukaryota; Metazoa; Chordata; Aves; Passeriformes; Passerellidae. The transcript has 4 exons. The record is from RefSeq and is a predicted model, not a curated record.